AUGACAGACACAGAUAGAGAUAGACAUGAUAGGGACCGACAUGAUAGACAUGACAGGGACAGACAUGAUAGAGACAGCAGAGACAGAGGUGAUAGAGACAGACACGAUCGUGAUAGGGAUCGCGACAGAGAAAGAGAGAAAGAGAGAGAAAGAGAACGUGAGAGAGAUAGAGAUAGACACGAUAGCAGACAUCAUGAAAAGACCGACAAAGAUAGAGAGAGAGAGAGAUUCGAAAGAGAGCGAUCAAAGAAGUUGUACCCGAGCACAGCUUCAAAGUACGAACUGAAGGAGACCAUUGGCAAGGGUGGAAGUGGCACAGUCUACCGUGCCAUCUGUCUCCCCACCAAAGAGAUUGUAGCAAUCAAGAUUAUCGACUUGGAGCAUUGCAAGAAUAUAUCAUUAGACGAGCUUAGAAAAGAGAUCCAGGCAAUGAGCCUUUGUCAUCAUCCGAAUGUAGUAGCUUAUCAUACUAGCUUUGUUGAGAACGAAUCGUUGUGGGUGGUGAUGGACUACCUGUCAUCGGGCUCCUGCGCCGAUAUAAUGAAGUUUGCAUUCCCUCACGGCUUUGAAGAGUGCGUCAUCGCCACGAUAUUGCGCGAGACACUGAAAGCCAUUGCCUAUUUUCACAAGACUGGCCGAAUACACAGAGACAUCAAGGCGGGCAACAUCAUCAUCGACAACAAUGGAGACAUCAAGCUGUCGGACUUUGGUGUCAGCGCCACACUCGUCGACACUGGUGAUACCAGCAGGAACACAUUCGUCGGCACGCCGUGUUGGAUGGCGCCCGAGGUCAUGGAGCAGGUCAGCUACGACUACGCCGUCGACAUAUGGUCGCUGGGCAUCACCGCUCUGGAGCUCGCCAAGGGCCGCGCGCCCUUCUCAGAGUAUCCUCCCAUGAAGGUGCUGAUGCUUGCGCUGCAGAACCCGCCACCCCAGCUCGACGCCGAUGGCGAGUCCAAGUGGACACACUCCUUCAAAGACCUGGUGGAGCGCUGUCUGCAGAAGGACCCGGCCAAGCGUCCGCUGCCCUCCAAGCUGCUAGAGCACAAGUUCUUCAAGCACGUCAAGAAGCCCGAGUACAUCGUGCAGCACGUCAUCGCCAAGCUGCCACCCCUGGGCGAGCGUUACAAGAUGAUGUCACACGACUCCAACUUUGCAAUGCUUCGUAACACAUCGUCCGCACAGCUGAACAGCAUGGACACCAAUCCAAACGACGAGUGGAUCUUCCCCGAGACCAAGGAUGAGAGUGACAACUUUGGUCUCACAGGCACCGGUGCCAACAACACGCCAAUGCAGUCGCCCUUCAUGACGCCUAUGUCUACGCCCUCUGGCUCACCCAGCCACACACCCGUGCCCAGCAGGACGACCACGCCCACGCCCUCCACCCUGCACCCAUCGCAACAACAACAACCCAAUGCGCUCUCAAAGACAACGAACCUCCAUCCCGCCUCGACAGGCAAUGUGAUGAUGCACCAGCCCAACCCACUGUCACUGUCACAUCCACAUCCAAUCACAGCGACCAAUCCAAACAAACUGUCCGACGAAAUACCAAAGAUGGUCAACAACAAAGUCAUCAAUGGCAGCAGCAGCAUCAAUAGCAUUAGCAGCAGCACCAGCACAACCUCGACAACAUCAACGAGCAGUCCACAACAACAACAACUACAGCAACAACUCUCAACACCAGUACUGACGACCACAUCACCAAAGCUUACAUCAUCGGUGUCGCCGCAGGACUUGAUUGGCAGCGGCGGGGUGCAGUCACCCAUCCUGUCAACGUCCAAGUCGACAUCGCCCACGUCGGAGAAGGACAACCAAGGACCGAGCAUGCGCGCCAGCAGCAACGUGCUGAGCGUCCUUAAGAAGACCGACACCAUGUCGCGCCCGCCCACGCUGUCCGACAGCCUGUCUGACGCGUCGUCCACCACCAGCUCUGACGAGCACCACCGAUACUCCGACAAGGACAAGUCGAGCAAGUCCCGCCGAUCAAAGAAAGAUAAAUACAGAGACAAGGAGAGGAAGCGCGAUAAGAGCCGUGAGCGCGAGAGAGGUCGCGAACGCGAUAGAGACAGACACACCGAGCGCGAUAGAAGCCGCUCAAGGAGCCGAUCCAGAAGCAGACGAAGCGACCGCGAUCGCUCGAGAAGUCGUGACCGCUCCAGGAGUCGCGACCGCUCGAGAAGCCGCGAUCGCUCGAGAUCCCGCAGCACACACAGUCACCGAGACAGAGAAAGAUCCAGGACUAGAUCGAGGAGUCGUUCGUCCAGCAGGACAUCUCGACGCAACAAGAGCCGCGAGAGGAACAGAAGCAGGAACAGAAACAGAGGAGGCGGUCAUCGCGACAGGGACCGCGACGAGUCGUCCGACAGCGACAGAGAGAGACUGGCUUCAUCGUCGUCUUCCGUCAAGCACAAGUCGUCGUCAUCGUCUUCUUCAUCCAAGAGGAGAUCCACCGAGAAGAUCCAGAGCAAGCUGAUAAGACAGGCACAGCACAUCUCCUACCUCGAGGAGAAGAUCGCCUCGCUCACCAACUGGGUGACCACGCAGCAUCACAUGACACAACAUUCAAUCAACUCGCCACAGGACCCCGCAAUGAUCAAUCGUCUCCAGUCCCAAUUGGACACAUUGCACAGUGAGAACACACUGCUGCGCAGUGAGAACAAUCAACUCAAGAGUCUGGUGAGCAGUAGCAACAGUAUCUUUAGCCAACCAGGUAGUCCGCUGAAACAACAGCAGAAUCCACAAUCACCACAACAACAACAGCCACAAUAA
Molecule: messenger RNA, 2769 nt
Organism: Acytostelium subglobosum LB1
Lineage: Eukaryota; Evosea; Eumycetozoa; Acytosteliales; Acytosteliaceae
Exons: 2
Coding region: 1-2769 (922 amino acids)
Biological process (GO): protein phosphorylation
Molecular function (GO): protein kinase activity; ATP binding; protein serine/threonine kinase activator activity
Source: RefSeq, a predicted model, not a curated record